GGGUUUUAAGUAUUAAUUAAGCCAGUCCAGUCCAAUAAGGCCUACCAAACAUGCCCAUUGGACAUUGCGCUCGUCUCUUCUCUCUCUUUUCAUGCCUCUUUCCCCGAAGCUUCCUUGCAUUUUCCUGACCUUCAAUCUUAGCCGUCCAGCAGAUCAUGGAGCCAGCAUCCACAGAGAGCGACCGCUGACUUUGGGUAGUUCAAUAAUAUAUUCAUCUGCUGCUCAAGACCAAACCACUGCCCAGAAAAAAAUAAUUAAUUAUGAGAUAACUUCUUCUGCUCAAGUCGGAUCGGAAGGCAGUAUCAAUUUCUAGUUGGUCUGAUCUGAACCAGUAUCAAUUAAUGGAUGCCAGGAAAGCCCAUAAAGCCUCCUCUUCAUCCUCACCAUCCUCCUCAUCAAAACGUGGGGAGUACCACAUAUUCUUGAGCUUCAGAGGUGAAGACACGCGCUAUGGCUUCACGUCUCACCUUCACAAGGCAUUAGAAAGCAGGGGAUACGAUGUUUUUAUGGACGAGGACGAUCUACAAGUAGGGAAAGUUAUAAAACCAGAACUGUUGCAGGCAAUCGAAAAGUCCAAGAUGUCUGUAAUUGUCUUCUCAACGAGGUAUGCAGAUUCCAGUUGGUGUCUUGAUGAGCUGGUGAAGAUCAUGGAGUGUAGAAGAACACUGAAUCAAAUCGUUUUGCCAAUAUUCUACAACGUGGAUCCUUCAGACGUCAGGAAACAGACUGGUACUUUGGCAUCUGAUUUUCAGAAACAUACCAUCCGACAUAAAGAUGAGGUGGUAAAGGAGUGGAGAAAGGCUCUUACUGAAGCUGCGAAUUUGUGUGCCGGGGUUCUCGAAGACAGGUAAUCAGUGAUUUCCUUGGAAUAUGAUCUCCUUAAUUACGUGAUUACUGGAAUACAAAGGCCCCUUUUUUAGUUUUCAAAUUUCAUUUUCACUUUUUUUGAAAAUUGAAACCGAAACUAAUGUUUGGUAACAAUUUUCGUCUUCUGU
This is a messenger RNA of Prunus avium (sweet cherry), 995 nucleotides long. Lineage: Eukaryota; Viridiplantae; Streptophyta; Magnoliopsida; Rosales; Rosaceae. The record is from RefSeq and is a predicted model, not a curated record.